UUGGGCCCGCGGUCGCCAUGACAGAACCACAACAAUGAACGGUUCCGCAUCAGGAUGGGAUAAACGCCAAUUGAAUAAAUAUUUUUUCAACACCGAGCCCAUUCCGCGGUUGUCAUGCCACGACCCCCUGGCAGAAGAACUUAUUGCCCAGGAGAAACCUGUGGUCCUAACAGAUACAAAACUUUGUGAUUCAGCCUUGAAAUGGGACCUGGAUUACCUAGCAGAGAACAUGGGUAAUGAGAAAUACAUGGUGUUUGUAUCAAAAGACAACAAAUUCAAAUAUUACGAUGAGGCGAAGAUUCGACAGUACAGCAGUAACUUCAUCCCGCCCACCCGGAGAGUUGACAUGUCUUUCCCUGAAUUUGUAAGGAAGCUGAAGGAAUGGAAAGAAGGAGAUGAGAGAAUAUAUCUUCAGCAAGGUUUGAAUAAUACUGUUGGCCAAGCUAUUGUAAUGGACUUCCUGCAGUUCAACUGGGAAUGGCUUAACGUCCUGCAGAAGAAAAAUAAUUGGGGACCCCUUACCUCUAACCUAUUAUUAGUGGGCAUGGAAAGUAAUAUUACACCUGUUCAUUAUGAUGAACAACAGAACUUCUUUUGCCAAUUGGUUGGCUACAAAAGGUGUAUCUUGUUUGCUCCUGAGUACUAUGAUCGCCUCUAUCCGUAUCCUGUGUAUCAUCCCCAUGACCGCCAGUCUCAGGUAGCUUUUGAAAACCCAGACUUUGAGAGAUUCCCAGGGAUGGCCCACCUAGAAGGAGUCGAAACCGUCUUGGGUCCAGGUGAAGUUCUUCAUAUUCCUAUGUAUUGGUGGCACCAGAUAGAGAGCCUCCCAAAUCGUGGCCAUACUGUCUCUGUCAACUUCUGGUAUAAGGGAGGUCCAACAGAGAGGGUUGAACAUCCCCUGAAGCCUCAGCAGAAACUGGCAGUGAUGCGCAACAUAGAGAAGAUGUUACUGGAAGCCCUAAAGGACCCUGCAGAAGUGGGACCCCUCCUGCGAGCCCUUGUAAUUGGGAGAUACACUGGGCAGGUGGCAGAAGGGCAGGAAGGGAAUCUGUGAUUGGGACUGACCAGGUCAUGUUUUAUAUUUAGGAUGUAUCUUGGUACCUGUAACAAGCACGUGGAGUUCCUAAUACUGGAAGAGAUAAUAACAUCAGAGUUCAUGGCGAGAGGUGAAGUGGCCCAGAUGCCUAUUGUGUUCAGUGCACAUGUCAUGCUAUCUGUGAUGUUUCCAGAGAAAUGUGCUUUAAAGUCAUUUAUGUCUGUGGUGGAAUCAUAAGAAGCAGUUUUCAUUUUCAUUUGUUUUGUUUCCUUAUGUAAAUGUCUAUUUGCAUGGGUUUCUUCAUUAUAGUGAGGUAAAAGGUAUAUUAAAUGUAAGCAUUCAUAAGUUGUUUUUUCUCUCUAUCAUUUUGGUUUUCACUCUUUUUCUACAAUUCAAUUUUUUUAUUUACCUAUAAAUUAAAUACUUUGCUGUAAUGCAGUUGUUGUUAGCAAAAUAAACUAGUAGUGUAAGGAUUCAGAACAAAAUGUGUCUGGUUGAAUGUGAGGGAUAAAGUUUGAGAGAUCGAAGGUAAAACCCAAUAAAAGAAUUAAAGAAAAAAAAAAAAUCUUUCCGUAAGUACAUUGGGUUUUAUUGGUGCUAUGUAAGGUUACAAAUGGAUGACCAUGGAUAAAAUAAUUGCAGUGUAUGCAGACAGUACACUAGAGAUUUAGGCUUUGAUGAGGAAUAGGGUAUGGCAGUUGUUUUUCCAUAGUUUGUCUCCUAUGAUUUGAUGUAUUAAAUAUCACACUAAA
Molecule: messenger RNA, 1788 nt
Organism: Penaeus chinensis
Lineage: Eukaryota; Metazoa; Arthropoda; Malacostraca; Decapoda; Penaeidae
Product: hypoxia-inducible factor 1-alpha inhibitor-like
Exons: 6
Coding region: 35-1054 (339 amino acids)
Biological process (GO): peptidyl-aspartic acid hydroxylation; negative regulation of Notch signaling pathway
Cellular component (GO): nucleus; cytoplasm
Molecular function (GO): peptidyl-histidine dioxygenase activity; [protein]-asparagine 3-dioxygenase activity; ankyrin repeat binding
Source: RefSeq, a predicted model, not a curated record